CGUCCAGCAGCUGAUCGGUAAUCCAGAAGAAGUUUCCCCUCAGUUAGGGGGGAGCUCCACUUUGAAGCAGGAGACUCCACAACCACCCUGCAUUAAAAAGGAAGAGGAGGAACUCUGCAUCACUCAGGAGGGAGAGUGUCUUCUAGGACGAGAGGAAGCUGAUUACACCAAGUUUCCACUGAGUAUUCUCUCUGUGAAGACUGAAGAUGAUGAAGAGAAACCACAAGUAGACAACCUCUUAGCUCCACUAUCAGAUAGUGAGGCUGAAGACGAGGUUGAAGAACCUUUGAGCAGCGAUACAGACUGUGAAGGUGAUAUGAGGACUCACACUGACAACAAACACUCUGAAUGCUCUACAAAGAAGAGAGGUAAAACAUGUUUGAGCUGUUCAGUUUGUGCUGAAAGUUUUACUAAAAAGAGCAGUUUGACUCGACACAUGAGAACACACACAGGAGAAAAAACAUUUAUUUGUUCAGUUUGUGGCAAAAGCUUUUCUCAAAAUAGCAUUUUGACUGAACACAUGAGAACACACACAGGAGAAAAACCAUAUAAGUGUUCAAUGUGUGGCAAAAGCUUUUCUGUUAAGAGCAAUUUGACUAAACACAUGAGAACACACACAGGUGAAAAACCAUUUAAUUGUUCAGUUUGUGGCAAAAGAUUUUCUCAAAAUAGCUGUUUGACUCGACACAUGAGAACACACACAGGAGAAAAACCAUGUACAUGUUCAGUUUGUGGCAAAAGCUUUUCUCAAAAUAGCUAUUUGAUUAAACACAUGAGAACACACACAGGUGAAAAACCAUUUCAUUGUUCAGUUUGUGGCAACAGCUUUUCUCAAAAUAGCAAUCUGAGUCAACACAUGAGAACACACACAGGAGAAAAAACAUGUAAUUGUUCAGUUUGUGGCAAAAGCUUUUCUGUUAAGAGUAAUUUGACUGAACACAUGAGAACACACACAGGUGAAAAACCAUUUAAUUGUUCAGUUUGUUGCAAAAGCUUUUCUGUUAAGAGUAAUUUGACUGAACACAUGAGAACACACAUAGGUGAAAAAACAUUUAAUUGUUCAGUUUGUGGCAAAAGCUUUUCUGUUAAGAGCAAUUUGACUGAGCACAUGAGAACACACACUGGAGUAAAACCAUUAAAUUGUUCAGUUUGUGGUACAAGCUUUUCUCAUAACGGCUCUUUGUGGCGACACAUGAGAACACACGCUGGAGAAAAAUCAUUUAGUUGUUCAGUGUGCUGUAAAAGGUUCCAACAUAAAGCAGACGCAGUAAAACACACAAGAACACACAAGGGAAAAUAACCAAUUAGCUGUUUAGUUUGUGGUAUGUUGCUCAUAUGUGGUGACAUCCACCCUACCCAGGACCUCCUCACUGCUUCUUUCACAAAUAUCUGAGGUAUUCAUACAAACUUGGAUUAUUUGGAGCAUAAUCUUAUCCACUCAUGACCCCAUGUCUUCUCUGUAUCUGAAACCUUCCUGAACAGUAAGAUAGAUGAUGCUUCAAGUGCUUGGUUACUCCUUCUUCAGUCCAGGGACCUGGGGCCUCAUGUGUCAAGUUUGUGCACGCUCAAAAACCUGCACUACACCCUUUUUCCCGGCAAAGUUGAGAUGUAUCAAAACUGACAUUGUGAUGCUGGGUAACUGUUUGCAUAACCAAGUGCCAACUUUUACUCCUCAGACUGAUUGAUGUGCAAAUCAGAGACAUAUGAACAAUUAACCCCCAACACCCACAACCCAACACCCACCUCCCUCGACAUUCGGGCAUAACAGAUGCAAUUUGGCCCGCGAGAUGAGUUUGCAAAGUGUAAAAUUCAGCUGUAUUUUUUAAUGAAAGAAACUGCUGUUCUAAAUGUGUCCACUGGAUGUCGCAAUAGUAAUUCUGUUAGGCAAGCAAAUAGUCUAUACCGGGGCGAGCAAGUAUACCAAGCAAGAGGUACACGGUAAAGCGGGGCUGUGACUCCUCCUCCUCCACCCAACGUAAAACAGGAGUAAAAUAAGCAAUCAGUAACCCCACUUAAAAUGCAGCAUGAGACACUGCACACUGAUAUAGUUCUGUGAAAAUGAUUGUCUUCUGUGCAAAUGUAAAGAAAGUGAACAGUGUGUGAUUUACUGCAAUACUGUCAGUCUUUUAACUUUUUAUUUGUGCUUUGUUGAAAUUGUUCACACAUUGCACAGCUUUUAUUUUUCUAUCAAUACACAUUAUGUCUAGAAGACAGGAAGUAACUCAACACUCUUGAAUAGUUUCUA
Messenger RNA from Entelurus aequoreus (snake pipefish), 2245 nucleotides. RefSeq names its product gastrula zinc finger protein XlCGF17.1-like. Lineage: Eukaryota; Metazoa; Chordata; Actinopteri; Syngnathiformes; Syngnathidae. The record is from RefSeq and is a predicted model, not a curated record. Gene Ontology annotation, cellular component: nucleus. The transcript has a single exon. Gene Ontology annotation, molecular function: DNA-binding transcription activator activity, RNA polymerase II-specific; RNA polymerase II cis-regulatory region sequence-specific DNA binding. Gene Ontology annotation, biological process: regulation of transcription by RNA polymerase II. Bases 317 to 1300 code for a protein of 327 amino acids.